Molecule: messenger RNA, 5146 nt
Organism: Xenopus laevis (African clawed frog)
Lineage: Eukaryota; Metazoa; Chordata; Amphibia; Anura; Pipidae
Exons: 14
Coding region: 1084-4836 (1250 amino acids)
Source: RefSeq, a predicted model, not a curated record
UAUUUUUUUGCAUCCUGUUUGCCUGAAAUUGGAGAAGAGCUUACACUUGGUGGCAGUAGGAGAAGAGGUGGCAGUUGUAUUUCACAGAGGGCAGCAGAGAAUAGGGAAACUCUAUUUCAUAGAUUAAAAAGACACAGGAGGAGCUGAUGAUCUAUUCUGCUAAAAGGCAGCAGCAGGCGGGGGGGGGGGGAGCUGACAGUUUAAGGGGAGGGGAGCUCAUAUUUAGGAAAUAGCUGCUGUUUUGUUUCACAUAAAUGAGAAAUUAGGGCUGAUGUUAUAUUGGAAACGUACAAAGUGUCAGAGUACCACUGCUUAGCAGAAUAUGCCCAGGCCGGGGCAAGGCCAGACUACCUCUAGGGAAGGACUUUGGGUAAGGGCCACAACCCUUGGCCCUGGGUGUAGUCUGUCUGGCAAAGAAAGGCCAUGGGGGUCCUUGGAAAUGGGUUGUUCAGAUCAAUCAAUGGGGGUGAGAUCAAAAACUUCAGGGGGGCUGUUCCGGGUUUUUGACAGCUGCUUGAAUUUGCCCCCCAUUACCUGCGUAGUCCCAGCGUGUCUCCCUGAUUAGCAACUGUCAGUUGACUGUGUACUGCCUAUGCAAUGGCAGCGGCACAUACCUAUACUGCACAAGGAAGUGUGUUGUGUGCCUGAUAUUCUUAUCAUUGUGCCUUAUACAGGACAAAGUGUCAUGUGUUUUACAGAUACACAGGUUUGUGUAGCAGACUGGGGCCCCACAGAGCCACUCCGUCUGUUUAUUCUCAUUAUGGGACAUUUACAUUCCUUGCCUGGAACUGACACAAGUGAGAGGGGAAUUAGGAAAGACAUUUACACAGUUUUCUUAUCUUCCUGAUUUGUAAGUAAGCCGUGAGUGUGAGUGUGUGUGUGUGUGUGUGUGUGUGCAACUGUAGAAAUGAAAGUGAAACUAAUGGUGCAUACGUGAAACAUUGAGAAGACUUACAGGGUGAGGCACGGAGUGAGAGAAGACAGAAGCUGCAGCCUCCUGGGAUUCCGAUUAAUGGGAUAUUGAUUGUUCUAAAACCAAGAUCCUUACUUGUUGUACAGAGCGUGUUUUGUAGGAACAGCACAAUGGAAGGAUAUGAGAGAUCAGUGAAGCAGGAAGAUUCCACACAAGUAUCUGGUGAUAUUAUAGACAACAACACCAGCCGGCAGCCUCCUCCUCUGAACUCAGGGACAGGAGGUUCUAAACAACCAAAAGAUCCUGCAUUUGAUCAAUGUUCAAUGAGGUCUCGUGAGAAACUGUCGCUGCAAGAUCUUGGGAGAGAAAUCCGGGAGAAUAUGUCACAGGGACACAACUCUUGUGUUUUUGCCUUUGGACAAACAGGAUCAGGGAAAUGCUUCUCAUUGUUGGAGGUCCAAGAAGAGCCAAGUCUGGUCUCGUUCUUCUGCUCUGAGUUGUUUAGCAGCAAUCGCGGUGGUUUAAAAGUCUUAAGAGUUGGAAUCUCUUUUGUGGAACUAUAUAAUGAGGAAAUUAGGGAUCUUUUAGCACCUAAUGGUGUGCAGAGAGCAGUUGAAAAAAUUGAAUAUGAUCCAUCAGGACCUUAUGCUGAGGGAUUGUCCCACCAUUAUGUCAGUAGAUAUGAUGAUGUUAAACAAAUGCUAAUAGCUGGAAAUAAGUGUAGGACUACCAGUGCUAAAUCUACUAUAGAUGAGAAAUGUAACCAACCAUGGGCUAUAUUUACACUAACAAUAACUUAUUGUAAUGGACCAGGUGCUUCUAGUGAGCUCUGCAGCAAGGUCAGCUUUGUGGAUCUAGAAGGUAGUGAAGGACAUGCGCAUUUUAACUUAGAAGAAUUAUUAAUGGACAUUAAUCCACCUGAAUCAUCCAGGAAAAUAGAUAAUUGUGUAGGUCAGAGAGACUCUUUGCUUUCUUGGCUUCUCAACCAGUAUCUGGGAGGAAAGACCAAAGCAACAAUUGUAGCCAUGAUUGACCCACGUGCUGAUAAUUACCAGGAGACUCUCUCUACUUUGUCUUCUGCUCACAGGGCCAAGGUCAUAGUUAUUCACCCACUGAGGCCUGACAGUUCUGAGAACAUGGUUACAGAUCCACUACGGAAUAAAUUAGGGAACGAGAAAGAAAAUUUAAGUUUAGCCAAAGACAAAAAGCACCAAUUGUCAAACCAAAUUCCUGAAACAAGGAAUUCUGAUGGUGAUCCAACCUUCAACCAGUUAUCAGCGGGUCAGAACAUUGCAGGAACCACCACUACUGGAAACCCUCCAGAUAACCACACUGCUCAGGGGUCCAAGUGUAUAAUUAACCAAGAGCAGAGACCUGGGGAUUCUGGACACAUGGAUACAGAUGAGUCUCAAGAGGAAUUAAAUAAACAGGCAGCGAGAUUACGUUUAAAUGGAGACAAAACUGAUGGAUUAUCAAGUCAAAAUCUCCAACCGGAGGUUGCUGAGAAUGUAGAAGAUGUUUGUUCAAGUCUCACCCCUGAAGCCCCUCAGGACAGAGCUGUAACUAUCAGUAGAUCAGACACCCCACACCAGGGAACCACUGGAAACCAUAUUACUACUGACAAAUACUCAAUGGGUGAGGCAUCAAAUGGCCAGAACACAAUAGAAAGUGUGACAUUAUUCUUCUGGGAUGUACUCACUGAUGUCCAGUUUUUGCAAGUCCGGCUGAGGAAGCUCCUUCCUAUGGAAAGCAUGUCGUGCAUUCCCCUUUGUGCUGCCUCUGAGGAUGAAUGGAAAUACGCAGCAAGUAAAGCCACUUAUAUUGUAUUCCAUCACUCUAUACAAUCAGGAAAAUCCCUAGAUGAGGCAACACCGUAUCUGGAUUUCUGUAUGGAAACUCAUGGUCUCUUCAAAAUUAUUGUGAUGGUAACUGGCCUGGAAGACAGUGAUUCAGUAGCUGUGAUAAAUAAAUGGGAUCUGAGCCGGUUUAAUUCAUGUCAUCUGCUGUUAGUGACAAAGGAUGAAAUGACCAAGUUCUACAGCACAAACAAGGGACUGAGAACUGGUGAAAGAGAAAAAAUCAUGCUAGAAGCAGAAUUGCUUACGAGACCCCACAGAAUUGGAAUCUUCUCCAGAUCAGCAGAGAGUAAUUACCAGUGGUUUAUGUCACUUCUACAAUCAGAAUUCAGGGAUGUGGUUCAUGAAGUUCGACCCUGUAACAUCUCUAACAUUGGAGCCGAACUGUCUCAGUGCACAGUCGCUAUCCUGUAUCACUCCAUGAAUAGAGGGGAGGUUAACAAUGAAGAGCUAAAAUAUAUGUCUGAUAUACUGGGGAAGGAGAAUGUGAUUGUGGUUGUUGAAGGCAUGAAGGGCAGAUUCCCUGUAGAACAAAGUAUUGGAGAUUAUGCCUGUGACCUGGUGAUCAUCACAGAGGCAGAGAAGGACAAAGCCCGGCUGAUGGGGAGGCUGGAGAGCAUCAGACAAAGUUUAAAGAAGCCUCCAAAACGCAAAAUAAGGAGGGAUGAGCAAAAAGAGGAGAGAAAGAAAAAGUGUCCAGAUGCUGAACCACAGCAAGAUAUAUUACCUGAUGAUCCUGGGGAAAUGGAACUUGGAAAUGAAAAAAAUAGACCAAAAAGGCCCUUAUUGUUCAUCAGGAAACACCAUAAAAUUGGGAUUUUCUCCAGAUCAGCAGAAAGUGAUUAUAAUUGGUUACAAACGUCCCUCAGAACAGAGUUCAGGGAUUUGGUGGUGGAUGUCAGAGCCUGUUACAUCUCUAAUAAUGGACGGCGGCAGUUCUGGGAAGAUGUGUCUCAGUGCUCAGUCGGGAUCCUGUAUCACACUCUAAAGAGAGGGAGGCUGAAUAUCACCAAUGUCAUGGACUCUCUGUAUGAGGAGGAGCUGAAAUAUAUGGCUGAAACUCUAGGGAAGGAGAAUGUGUUUGUGGUGGCUGAUGACCUGCAGGACAGUAGUUCUAUAGAGAAGCACAGAAUCCUGGCACAGCAGCCCAGUAUUGGAGAAUACUCCUGUGACCUGGUGCUACUCACUCCAGCAGAUAAGGAAAACAAAGCCCAGAAGAUGGAGAAGCUGGAGACCAUUAGAUCUGCUUUACAUUUGAAAGAGAAUUUGUUACACAUAACUCGUCUGAAAACCAAAACAUCUUUCAAGCAGGCAAAAGACACUGGCAUUGGAAAAAUUGAGACAUAUCAGAAUUAUAGAGCAAUGGUUCCCUAUACGGCUGAUGAUACAACACAUCUCCCAACUGGCACACAAGAACAACCCGGAAGAUAUGGAAGUGGUUCUGGGACACAACAUCAGAGACGAGCUAGUGAACAACAACCAAAUUCUCAAAGACCAGGCACGUCUGAAAGAAAAUCUUCCUGGGGAGGGAGAAUGUUCAGUAGUUGGACUGACUCAGUCAUGCAACGAGUACAAGGACCAAGUACAAAGGAGAAGCACAAGGUCGGGAUAUUCUCCAGAUCAGCAGAAGAUGAUUACCGGUGGCUGCACAGGUUCAUUAUAUCAGAGUUCAGUGAUUAUGUUCAGAGGGUGAGACCCUGUUAUAUCUCUAACACUGGGCGCAGACAGUUCUGGGAGGACGUAUCUCAAUGCACAGUCGCUAUCCUGUAUCACACCAAGAAAAGAGGGAGAAUUAACAUCACUGAUGUGCAGGGGUCUCUGUAUGAUGAGGAGCUGCAAUAUUUAGCUGAGCAACUGGGGAAAGACAAAGUCAUGGUGGUGGUGGAUGACCUGGAAGACAGUGGCCCUGAGGAGAAGGAAAGGAUUCUGAUGAGUCAAAGAAGCAUUGGGAAAUGGGCCAGUGAUCUCAUUCUCAUCAGCUCAACUGAGAAGAAUUAUAAUGACUCCACAAACUCAAUGUAUAAACAGUGGUUGUUGCAGAAGUUUAAUAGAAUUGCAAAGGUUUAAUUUGUUGAAGGUACAUACCAUUCACCAGAUUCAGGAGGGUUUCAGACAUAGGAAGCCUGCAGAUCUACGUGGACUUGGUCAGUUCUCAGUAAAAGAAAGAAAUGCUUGUGCCGACCUAUAUCACAUUUCAAGCUAUAAUCCUCUCCUUGCCCUCUACUUAAUGUCUACUCAAGAGUUUCCAUAGUUGUUUGCCAUCAUCUUGUUCUCUGUCAGGUAUCUCAGAACUAUCUCAGAUCUUUAGCAUGAGCCCUAGUUGUUUAUGUUUUUCCAUUGUUUACAGCAGAAUAACAGCAAUCUAGUUGAAAAUUAA